Molecule: messenger RNA, 3437 nt
Organism: Eublepharis macularius
Lineage: Eukaryota; Metazoa; Chordata; Lepidosauria; Squamata; Eublepharidae
Gene: TLR3
Product: toll like receptor 3
Exons: 5
Coding region: 93-2798 (901 amino acids)
Biological process (GO): inflammatory response; immune response; toll-like receptor signaling pathway
Cellular component (GO): membrane
Molecular function (GO): protein binding; transmembrane signaling receptor activity
Source: RefSeq, a predicted model, not a curated record
CUCUGACGGCCGCAGUUGCAGGACUGUGGGCACCCGCGUCUCAAGCCCCUUGAUCGGACGGCGGGACGAUCCCGGGGAAGCCUCGCUUAAAAAUGAGGAUGCUUUUUAUUUGCUGCUUAUAUCUGCCUUUCAUCCUUUUGUCAUUCUGUGUUCAGUGCGGAUCAACUGGGAGUGUUUGUAAAAUCACAAACGAAGUGGCAGAUUGUAGCCACUUAAAGUUAACAGAAAUUCCCUCUGAUCUUCCAACAAACAUUACCACCUUGGAUAUUUCUCAUAACCAGUUAAGGACGUUGCCACCCGCAAAUCUUACGAAGUAUAGUCAGCUUGUCUCCUUGGACGCGGGAUUCAACAGCAUCUCUAAACUGCAUCCAGAACUAUGCCAAAAUUUGCCUUUGUUAAAUGGUCUGAACCUUCAGCACAAUCAACUGCAUAUGCUUUCUGACAACGUUUUUACUUACUGUACCCGUCUCAGGGAGCUUAACUUGGGAUUUAACAUAAUAGCAAUUAAAAAUGAUCCUUUCAAAACUCUCAAGAAUUUGAAAUUGUUGGAUGUUUCUCAUAACGUUCUGUCAUCUACAAAAUUAGGAUCCUACCAACAGUUGGAGAGCCUCCAGGAGCUUGUGAUGUCUCAGAAUAAAAUUGUUGAGUUAAAGAAAGAAGACUUCCUUUUUCUUAGUAACUCUUCAUUAAAAAUACUGGACUUGUCAUCAAAUCCCUUAACAGAGUUUCACCCAGGCUGUUUCCGGGCUAUUGGAAAUCUGUAUGGACUUAACUUGAACAGAGUUCACCUGGGGCCUCCUGGAACAGAGAAACUUUGUUUAGAAUUAUCUAGCACAAGCAUCCAGAAUCUCUCACUGAGCCAAGUGCAACUUUCACAUAUUUCCAACUCGACUUUCAGUAGAAUGCAAAAAACAAAUCUUACUAUAUUAGACCUAUCUAAUAACUAUUUGUCUGCGAUUGAAAAUGGUGCUCUUGUCUGGUUCCAAAAUUUAAAGUCUUUAAAUCUUGAGGACAAUAAGAUUGCACAUCUGUUUUCUCAUUCCUUGGAUGGAUUGAACAAUGUGAAUUUUCUGAAUCUGAGAAACUCCAUCAAGCAAAAAAUUGAUGAUUUUGCUUUUCAGUCACUAAAACGUUUAGAGUGUCUUAUUAUGGAUGAUAAUACAUUUCCAGAGAUUACUCCUCAUAUGUUUACCGGUUUGGAAAACUUGAAAAACUUGAGUUUAAGCAAGUGUAUUAUGACCUUGGGAACAACAAAAAGGACCAUAACUAACAGAACAUUUUCAUCGCUUGCUCAUUCUCCUUUGCAGUUCCUUAACCUAACAAGAACUAAAAUCACAGAUAUACAAGCUGGGGCUUUCUCUUGGCUGGGAGAAUUAAAAUCUCUGGAUUUAGGAAUAAAUGAAAUUGACCAGGAGAUCAAAGGUCACGAAUUUCAAGGUCUUAGUAAUAUUGAGACUAUCUAUCUUUCUUACAACAAUCUCCUGACUUUGACAAGUGAUUCAUUUGCAUUUGUUCCAAGUCUUCGAAAGCUGAGACUCAGGAAAGUUGGUUGCCGCAACCUUAAUAUCUCUCCCUCACCAUUCCGCACAUUACAAAAUUUGACAAUCUUGGAUCUUGGCAACAACAAUAUUGCGAACAUGAGAGAGGAUGUGUUUGACGGACUCCACCAACUUGAAAUUUUGGAUCUGCAGCAUAAUAAUCUGGCUCGGCUUUGGAAGCAUGCCAACCCAGAUGGUCUGGUCCUGUUCUUAAAAGGCCUUCAGAACCUACGUCUCCUUGAUUUAGAAUUUAAUGGCUUUGAUGAGAUUCCAGGAAAAGUUUUCCAUGGGUUACCUCAAUUAAGAAGUUUGAAUUUGGCGUCCAAUAAUUUGAACUUGCUCCCCGAGUUUGUAUUUAAUGACCUUGCAUCUCUGACCUCGCUGUUUCUCCAGAAGAACCUUGUUACAGCAGUUGAGAAAGAAGUGUUUGGUACAGUUUUUGCAAACCUGAAAGAACUAGAGAUGGGGGAAAAUCCUUUUGACUGUACUUGUGAGAGUAUUGCUUGGUUUGUUAACUGGCUCAAUGGCAGCAAAACAUAUAUCCCAGGUUUAAAUCAGUACCUAUGUAAUACUCCACCUAAAUAUCAUAGUACUCUGGUGAUACACUUUGAUACCUUGCCCUGUGAUAAUGCCCCCUUCAAGUUGCUCUACAUUGUAAACACGACCGUCACAUUGCUGCUUAUUUUUGUGGUCCUACUCAUCCACUUUAUAGGAUGGCGAAUAAAAUUCCUCUGGAGUGUGUCUGUAAACAGAGUGCUAGGAUUCAGAGAAAUAGACAGACCACAGCAACAGUUUGAUUACGAUGCCUACAUCAUCCAUGCUCAGAAGGACAAGAAUUGGGUGUUCAAGAACUUUAUUCCUCUAGAAGGACGCAAAGAAAACAAUGAACCCAUCAUCCGGUUUUGCUUAGAGGAACGAGACUUUGAAGCUGGAAUAUCUGAAUUCGAAGCCAUUGUCAACAGUAUCAACAGGAGCAGGAAAACUAUAUUUGUUGUCACCAACCAUCUUUUAAAAGAUCCCUGGUGCAAAAGGUUCAAGGUACAUCAUGCCAUACAGCAAGCUAUUGAACAAAGUCGAGACUCCAUCAUACUGAUUUUUCGACAUGACAUUCCUGAUUAUAAACUGAAUCAUGCACUUUGUUUACGAAGAGCCAUGUUCAAAUCUCGCUGCUUAUUGGAGUGGCCAGCACAGAAGGAACGAGUCAAUGCAUUUUACCUGCAGCUAAAAUCAGCCCUUAAAUCUAGCAGUCGGAUACAAUGAAAUUUUUAAACGGUUGUGUUAAAGUAUUUUUGAUUUUUCAUUCAACAGUCAUAAUGCUGUCUCAAAAAUAUUCUUGGAAUAGAGAGGAAAAUGACAGCCCUAACACCACAAAUUUUCCUGUUGUGCCACCAAACAUUAAAAAAUAGUGAAUGGCAUAACUGACUCUGGGCCAGAAUGGAUUUGAAACGGAAGGUCCUUUAUGACAUAGGGCCAACAUAUGUGAGGGAUUGCUUCUCCUCGUGUGAUCCCAUAUGGACAUUUCACUCAGUAUAGUAAUACUGUGUGAUAAUUUGAUAAUUCUGAUGCCUGUCCUACUUUUUUUUUGCUUGUGAACUUUUUCUGUGGCUGCUCCAAUGAUAUGAAAUAAUCUUCUGGAGGGAAUUAGAAGAUUUGUGUUUCUGUUGUAUUUUCAGAGGGCUUGCAAAACAGAACUCUCUAGAAGAGACACUGGCUCCUCAAGAUAAAUGCUUUAUUGGGUGCCUUGAAUUGUAGCAAUUGUUUCUCGUUUUAAUUUUGUUGCUUUUUAAAACUGUUCUUGUUACUGUUUUUAUUAUUGUUACCUACCUUGAGUCCCAGUUUACUGGGAGAAAGGCAGGUUUAUAAAUGUUUUAAAUAAAACAAGUAAGUAGAUAAAUAUUA